Lingula anatina is the source of this 1578-nucleotide messenger RNA. RefSeq lists its product as uncharacterized. The record is from RefSeq and is a predicted model, not a curated record. Lineage: Eukaryota; Metazoa; Brachiopoda; Lingulata; Lingulida; Lingulidae. Gene Ontology annotation, molecular function: oxidoreductase activity.
AAGAUCCAGCCAUUACCACAAUACCAUAUUUCCUUUACAACAUACAUGGUAUGUCUGGUUGUGAUUUUAUUUUCCAAAAAUUAAAUGGAAAUCUUUUUGUUUAUACAGUUUUAAAGAGUAUGUAAUAAAUAUGUUAGAAUCAUAAAUUUGAUAAUGACCUUCUUUUUACUUUCUCCUUUAAUUUACAAUAGCCAACUUUAGGAACUAACCCCAUAACUCUUGCUGCUCCGGGCAAGAAUGGAGACAGUUUUGUGCUUGAUAUGGCAACUUCCACUGCUGCAGUUGGGAAGGUCGAAAUCUGUCAAAGAAAAGGAACAAACAUGCCAAAAGGUUGGGGUGUAGACCAGGCAGGAAAGGAAACCACCAAUCCAGAUGAGGUUUUGGAAGGAGGUGGACUGAUGCCAUUGGGAGGAUCAGAAGAGUGUGGUGGCUAUAAGGGGUAUGGGCUGGCCAUGUUGGUGGAAAUAUUCUGUGGAAUUCUCAGUGGUGCAGAGUGGGGUCCAAAUAUUCGCAAAUGGAUGAAAACUGACAGAGUUGCCAAUCUGGGGCAGUGUUUUAUAGCAAUAAACCCAGAGAACUUUGCAAGUGGCUUUACUGACAGGAUGCAGGAAUUGAUGGAUACUUGUAGAAAUCUAGAACCAGCAGAAGGUGAGAGUGAAGUCCUUGUUGCUGGGGACCCUGAGAGAAAACGCAUGUCACAAUGUGAUAGGGAAGGUGGGAUAAGAUACCAUCCAAACCAAAUUGCUUAUCUGGAAGAUUUGGCCAAAGAGCUGGGAGUUGCACCAAUGGUAUCAGCAUAGCAUUGCUGGACAGAGAUAUGAACAUUCAGUUGCAGCAUGUCAACACAGUCUAUGUUCUAAUUGCAUUGUUCAUAUUAAAAUUGUGCUGCCAAGAAAAAAAUGAUUGUGAUAAAAGUAGUGUUCAUGAAGUUUUUGAUAUGAAAGGAUUUUUAAAUGAGGCUAUGGUACAAACCAUUUAAUAGAGGUUUGAUACUUCUGUUGCACAUUUUAAUUAAUAAGAUAAAACUGCAUACCUGCACCAUUUUACAAUCAAUUUGUAUGAUUCAAAACUUAUUAUCAUGGCAAUGUUUUACGAGAUUCUAUCAGCUGUUUUAGUGGUGUUGAAUUGACAAAAAUGAGGACUUGCUGUAAUUUUAUUUAGUUCUGUAUCAUCAAUAAUAUCUACAGCUACUGCAUUUUUAGGACCUGUUCAGAACCAGUUUGAUCUGCAGACUAAGUAGUACAUAGAUCAGAUAUGGUGCCCACUUGACAAUGGGUUCCCACCUCCCAUGUGCAGUCCCUGGAGGGCAGAGCAGUUAAAUCUCGGCAUGUUUUCAAGUGGGUCAGACUAGUUAGUUCGCAGAUCAACUGGUUCUGAACAGGCCUUUAGAGUAUAGCUGUUUUAAGCAUAAGGAUCAAAGAAAGCAUAAAUCAGCUUUUGAGAAAGCAGUUGUGCAAUCAGUUCGGAAAAGGAUAAUUUGUUACACAUUUAUAUACUUUAAACAAUUUUGAGUGAUAUGUCAGAUUGUGUUAAUUCAUACUUUCUAAGAGAAUCAGAAAAUAAAAUAAACUUCUUACA